AUGGCUAUGACCUCUACCAACACUAGCCUUGAUGGCUUCCACUCCGGAAUUGCCAUUGAGCUUCCACAAGUAAACAGAACCUCCUCAACACAGGACCACUCGACACCGACCCGGAGCGCCGGCACAGCGUCAGGUCCAAGCCUCCAAGUCGACUCCUCAUCCAACACCGCCCACGACACCAGCACCGCGCCCACCCCAAGCCUGCUCGAACCCUCGCGCACCAACGAUGCCACCAGCGAAACGGGCAUCGCCCAACCCUACCCCGACGUCGGCACCAUCAAGUCCCUCCGCGGCGCCCUCAUCCUCGCCAUCACCUGCGGCUCGCAACUAAUGGACGACAUGUUCAUCACGUCCGGCAACAUGGCGCUGCCCUCCGUGCAAACCGCCUUCACCGUGCCGACGGCCAGCCUGCAAUGGCUCGUCUCCGCCUACGUCCUGACCUUCGGCGGCUUCUUACUACUCAGCGGCGUCCUCGCGGACCGGCACGGGCGCAAGCGCGUCUUCUGCGCCGGCAUGGCGAACCUGACCGUGUGGACGCUGGCGAACGGCUUCGCGGGGUCGUUCGUGCAGCUGGCCGUGUUUCGCGCGCUGCAGGGGAUUGGAGCCGCGAUGACGAUUCCGAGCGCGAUCGGGAUUAUUAGUAAUUAUUUUGUUGCGCAGGAGAGGUUGUUGGCGCUGACGGUGUUCUCGGCGAUGGGGUCGCUGGGGUUUUGUUUGGGGUUGGUGUUGGGGGGCGUGCUGACGUCGUCGCUUGGGUGGCGGUAUGUGUUUUACCUGCCGGCGUCGAUUACGGGCACGCUGUGCGUGUUGGGCGUGAUGGUGCUGCCGGCGGAUAAGAAUGAGGAGGGCGGCUCGACGCGGCCGAAGUUGGAUUUCGUGGGCGCGGUACUGUCGACGGCGGCGCUGAUCUUGCUGAGCUUUGUGCUGUCGAGUGCGGGGUUGCUCGGGUGGGGCAAGGCGUUUAUGAUCGUGCUGCUCAUUUUGAGCGUUGCCAUGAUCUGCGGCUUCACGUGGCUGGAGAGUAAGGUGGAGAAUCCCAUCAUGCCGCUGUCGUUGUGGAAGCUGCGAAAUUUCGCGCCUACCUGGAUCAGUGCAUUUUUGAUGUUUGGCGGCUACCAAUCAACUCUCUAUUAUAUGACCCUUCUAGCUCAGGAUGUCAACCACCUAAGUGCGGGCGAGACGUCUGUGCGCUUGCUUCCGAUGGGGGUGAUAUCCUUCCUCGUGUGCUUACUAAUGUGGUGGAUGCUCGAGGUUUACGACUCCAAGUAUUUGCUUCUCGGUGGCAUGGUAAUCUGCACCAUCGCCCCCAUUCCCUCCGCAAUCAUGCAGACUGGCCAUACAAACUUUUGGGAACACGUCUUUUCGUCGGCUGUUAUGACAAGUGUGGGGUUCACGAUUCUCUUUUGCACCAUCACGGUUGCACUGCUCGCUUCGGUCCCAGCAAACAUCAAGAGCUUGUGUGGAGGAAUGAUCCAGAGCGCGUUCCAGAUCGGCGGUGGGGUAGGGCUGGCCAUUACCAGUGCGAUUGUGCAGUCGACCGAGACGAAAAAGGGUCAUGGCUUGUUGGAACAAUACCGCACCGGUAUGUGGUGUUGCGUUGCUCUUUCGGGUGUUGGCCUGGUUGUGACGCUUUUUGGAGUUCGGACCGCUCAGCCGAGCGGACUCCACAUUGCCCAGACUCAUUAA
Molecule: messenger RNA, 1686 nt
Organism: Lasiodiplodia theobromae
Lineage: Eukaryota; Fungi; Ascomycota; Dothideomycetes; Botryosphaeriales; Botryosphaeriaceae
Product: MFS transporter
Exons: 2
Coding region: 1-1686 (561 amino acids)
Biological process (GO): transmembrane transport
Cellular component (GO): membrane
Molecular function (GO): transmembrane transporter activity
Source: RefSeq, a predicted model, not a curated record